Messenger RNA from Caenorhabditis bovis, 462 nucleotides. The record is from the annotation of a GenBank genome assembly. NCBI's taxonomy places the organism in Eukaryota, Metazoa, Nematoda, Chromadorea, Rhabditida, Rhabditidae.
AUGGCGGACGAUCUUCAUCGCCUGGAGAAAGUAUUGUUGGACGAUGAUAUGGACAUUGAACCUGAGGAAGCCGAACAACGUCCCGAGGCUGUCAAGACAACGAAAGCGAAGCACGCAGCAGAUGAAACGCCAAUGAAAGAUCGCGAAGACGGCGUCGCUCGCCAGUGGAAGAUGCUGAACGAUAACAUCGCAGCGCUGCGCCAAACGUUCGAGCAGGCGGUUAGCCAUUGGACGGCCAUCUCGAGCAUGCCGACAAUGGAGCACGGAACGGGUGUAACGGGAGAGAUGCGAUCGCCACCGCAGACACAUGGCACAUGGGAACCGUUCGAGCAGCGCCAGCCGAACAGUGGUCCGGCUAGAGCAAGCGCCCCACCGCGCCACUGCUCAUUCUGCGCCGGCGACCACAGUAGAAAAUUGGAAAUUUCGAGAAUUUCGGCAGUCGAAUGGUGUCGAUAUUCAUAG